This is a messenger RNA of Moneuplotes crassus, 1419 nucleotides long. The record is from the annotation of a GenBank genome assembly. Lineage: Eukaryota; Ciliophora; Spirotrichea; Euplotida; Euplotidae.
UUAUUAAGAUGAGUGGGCUAAAGCCAGUCUCGCAUUCUCUCACACCAGAUAUAGUCAAGCUCAUUGAUGAUGAAGUGCCAUACACAGGAACCGCUCUGUGCCAUUGAGCCUGCAAGAUGUACUAUUUUGAUAAGAAAGACAGGGAAUUUAAGGAAAUGAACCUUGAAGGAGCCCUUUGUUUCGUAGUUGAUCGUAUUCUCAAAACUAGGUUCCUCAUGCUGUAUUCAUUGCAAAAUUACACCUUACUGAUGUAUACAGAGCUUUACGUGAAUUUCAACAAGAACUUUGUGAAGCUAAAUCCUCAUUUUUACUCUUUUCCUUGUGAAGACAUGAUUUUGGGUAUUUGCUUCGGAGAAAAAGAAGAUGGGGCCUAUUUUAACACUUUGGUGCAACGGUACUCUAUCACUAGAAACGAGAUGAAAGAAAUGAGGAAACGGGAAGAAGAUAAACCUCUGUACCACACACUCGAUCCUAAGACAGUAACAUCUCAUGUGCUUUUGAAGAUCACUAAGCCACAGUUUUUCUGUAAAUAAGGAGAACACUGGGUGGGACCCGACAACUAAAAAGUUUAAUUUCAAAGAAAUGCCAAAGGAGAUUAAGUUACUUUUGAAAGCAGCUAAUAUUAAGAAGAGGCAUUUGAAAAAUGAAGAAGUUGCUCUAAAAACUUUCGAUAUUAUCCAGAAAGCUCUUGCUUCUCAUACUAUUAAGGUCAUGGACAUGUUCAAAAGGAAGAGAGAUAGCCAAAUCAAAAAUGAGUCUAGCAAAAUAGACUUCAGACAGAGUAUUAUUAUCGGCGAUCAAGAUGAAGAAGAGAAAGAAAAUAUUUUGAGAUCAUCCAUAAAGAAACCUAAAACCGCUCCAGAAGAAGGAAUAUUAGGAGGAGAUCCUAAAGUAUCAAAUUUAAAGCCGGCUGAGACUGUCUCAAAGGCUCCUCCACCGCCACCUCCUUCAGGUGGCUUGAGGCCACCCCCUCCACCUCCAUCUGUACCUAAACUAUCCAUAAUAGCUCCCAAGCCUAAGAAAAAGGUCUCUAUUGCUAAAAAUUUAAAGUUUGGAACCGAUUUAAUGAAGCCUAUUGGGAGAAAAUCUUUUGCAGCCACAGGAAUUCAUGAAAUUUCUAAGACUUCAGAUCCUCCAGAAGAUACUGGAAAGCCAAUGACUUUCCAAGAAGAGCUACAACUUCAGCUAGCUAAUUUGAAGCCCGUCAAUAGGAGCACUGAAGAAACUGAUGCAGGUCUAAGCAAAAAGGAAAAAGACGAUAUCUCAACCCAACUCCAAAUAAUGCUAAAUGACAGAAAAAAGCACUUUAACAGAAGUGACUCUGACGAUGACGAAGAAGACGAAGACUCUGACUCUGGAUGGUCAGAAUUUGAUUAAAAAUACUUAAUUUUUGAUAAAUCCUCAGAACCUUCCUUACAC